GAGUGCAACGUUAUUUCUGCUAAUUCGUAUGACGAGCAAGUAAUUCUCCUGAAUACCCUGCAGAAGCUAAACACGAAGCCGAACCAUGUCUGGACCGCUAUCUCCCAAGACAUCUCUUGAUCGUGUUGGUUCAUUGAAGAAGAAGUUGAGGAAUUCCUUGACAAGGAGUAGGAGAAGAAGCAGCAGCAAGGUCAUGUCGAUUGAAAUCGAGGAUAUCCGCGAUGCUGAAGAAUCCAAAGCCGUAGAUGAGUUCCGUCAGGCUCUUCUCUUGGACGAGCUCCUCCCAGAUAAGCACGAUGAUUAUCACAUGAUGCUCAGGUUCCUUAAGGCCAGGAAAUUUGACCUUGAGAAAUCUAAGCAAAUGUGGUCUGACAUGCUUCAAUGGAGGAAGGAAUUUGGUGCUGACACCAUCACCGAGGACUUCGAAUUCAAGGAACUCGAUGAAGUGUUGCAAUAUUAUCCUCAUGGGCAUCAUGGAGUCGAUAAAGAUGGGCGACCAGUAUACAUCGAGAGAUUGGGCCAAGUCGAUGCCACCAAGUUGAUGCAAGUCACAACCAUGGAGCGAUAUAUCAAAUACCAUGUCAAAGAGUUCGAGAGAACAUUUGAUGUGAAAUUCGCAGCUUGCUCCAUUGCUGCAAAGAAACACAUCGAUCAAAGUACAACCAUCCUUGAUGUGCAAGGAGUGGGCCUUAAGAACUUUAACAAGCAUGCCAGGGAGCUGAUCACAUCCCUUCAGAAGAUUGACGGAGACAACUAUCCUGAAACCUUGAACCGCAUGUUCAUCAUCAAUGCAGGUUCUGGAUUCAGAAUGUUGUGGGGCACUGUUAAAUCCUUCCUUGACCCAAAGACCACAUCAAAAAUCCAUGUUCUUGGCAACAAGUACCAAAGCAAAUUGCUUGAAAUAAUUGAUGAGAGUGAGUUGCCAGAGUUUUUGGGAGGCAAAUGCACUUGUGCCGAUCAAGGAGGCUGCAUGCGCUCUGAUAAGGGCCCUUGGAAGGAUGAAGAAAUAAUCAGGAUGGUUCAAAAUGGUGAGCACAAAUGUUCAAGGAAAUGUGAGGCUCCAGUCAUGGAAGACAAGACAACUUCUGAGGAACACGAGAUUAUCAAGUUGGAAGCAAAUCUCACCCCACAAUUGUCUUCUGCCUUUGCUGAGGCUGCUCCUUCCAAGAGUUACCAAUACGAGGACUUUGUCCCCGCAGCUGAAAAAACUGCUUGGAAGAAGGUAGAAGACAACGACCGAUAUGCAGUAUCGAAAGCUGAUUCAUACGCCAUGGAUUCUUUCAAUAUUCACGAGAGAGUGAACUCACAAAUUUUCACUGGCGUGAUGGCCUUCGUGAUGGGCAUAGUGACAAUGGUGAGGAUGACCAGGAACAUGCCGAAGAAGCUCACAGACGCCAACUUCUACUCCAACUUCGGUGGUGAAUACAAGGGGCAGGCCAAUAACGAACAAAUGACCGUCCCUGCAAUCUCUGCUCAAGAGUUCAUGACUGUGAUGAAGCGCAUGGCUGAGUUGGAAGAGAAAAUGAGCAACAUGAACAACCUCGCCAUCUGCAUGCCACCUGAGAAGGAGGAAAUGCUCAAUGCUGCCAUCACCCGAGCAGAUGCAUUGGAGCAAGAACUCAUGGCAACCAAAAAGGCUUUGGAGGAGUCCCUUUCUAAGCAAGAGGAGCUUUCGGCUUACGUUGAGAAGAAGAAGAAGAAGAAGAAGUUGUUGUUCGUUUGGUAAAUUUAACUGGGGUUUCGUUCUAACACUCGGCUUUCCGAAGACUUCCCAAAUGCCAUUUUAUUACUAUAUUCAUAAAAUGUUCAAAUUUUGAACACCUUAAACCGAAGCAUGUUUGCUAGCACUCAAGGAUUGGACUCUCUCAAUGUAUAUAACAAAUCUGAGUAAUGAUACAAAUUCAUUUAGAUUUUGUCUA
Molecule: messenger RNA, 1919 nt
Organism: Vigna umbellata (rice bean)
Lineage: Eukaryota; Viridiplantae; Streptophyta; Magnoliopsida; Fabales; Fabaceae
Gene: SFH12
Product: SEC14-like 12
Source: RefSeq, a predicted model, not a curated record